UUAUUGAAAACAGCUGAAAAGAGGAGACAUAUUAGAAAUAUAAGAAAAACCUCCAAAAUGAAUUGUGAUAAAUCAGAGUACAUAAGAAAAUAGUCCACAAUCGCAGUAGUAAAUUUUUUUGGAGAAGUUAUCGUGAAGAUUUAAUUUUUAAGUACGCAAUUUGUAUAAAAAAGUGUACAUUAAAUAAACAGUUAAAACUAGUGUGUUUGUAGAAUCUGUUUCAAAGAAUAUAAUUGAACGAGCAUAAAAUGCCACUCAAGGAACGAAAUAUUGCCAUGAUGGGUUACAGCUCUGUGGGCAAAUCAUCGUUGUGCAUACAAUUUGUUGAGGGUCAAUUUGUGGACUCCUACGAUCCGACAAUUGAGAACACUUUUACAAAAAUAGCUCGAGUGAAUUCGCAGGACUACGAUGUCAAAGUUGUUGAUACAGCAGGACAGGAUGAGUACAGCAUAUUCCCUGUGCAAUAUAGCAUGGACUUCCACGGAUAUGUUCUUGUCUAUUCGAUAACCAGUCAAAAGUCUUUUGAAGUGAUCAAAAUUAUCUACGAAAAGUUAUUGGAUGUAAUGGGAAAGAAAUAUGUACCUGUUGUAUUAGUUGGAAACAAAACUGAUUUACACCAAGAGCGCAUGGUGUCUACUGAAGAAGGGCGUAAAUUAGCUGAAUCAUGGCGAGCUAUAUUUUUGGAAACUUCAGCUAAGCAAAAUGAGUCUGUUGCUGAUAUAUUUCAUCGACUUCUCAUAUCCAUUGAGAGUGAAAAUGGUAAUCCACAGGAAAAGAGCAAUUGCAUUAUUUCGUGAGAGCAUUCAGCCGUAAAUAACUGGUCACAACAAAAACAACGCCCUAUUCAAAUUUCCACUGCAGCAUUAUUCUACAUAAUAGCAGCAGCAACAUUAACUGGUACACCUAAAACAUUAAAUAAGACCAUAUCACAGUUGAUCAGUGCGAACGAACUACAGAAGGAAGCGCUCCAUGGAAAGCUGCAGUGCAUUGUAAGCGUGGUCGUAGUCGUGGUCGCGUGUAUGUGUGAACUAUUUGAAUGUGUAGGUGAGAAUGUUUGUGCGAAUUUUUCUUAUAACCCCCAGGGUAGCUGCCAAAUUUUAUGCUUGGCACUAUCGGAAAAAAAACAUGAUUCAUAAGUAAAUAGGUAAUUGCGCGAAUUUCACUGCAUAGAUUAGCGUUGUAGAUUGAAAGUUUAAAGUAAUUAAAGUUAUCACAUUUAAAAAUACACAUUGAUUAAAUGUUGCACAUUGAAUUUUAUGUUGCUUUAAUUUACAGGAGACUAACUUUAUUAUCCUUUACUACAAAACUAAUAAAUUUUACAGAAUUAUAAUUGUUUCUUCGGCAGUAGUUAUAUAUUAUUUUUUUAUAUUAAAAUGUAGUUACUUUUUAGUCUCUUGUAUAAUUUUUACAAUCUAUGUAUAUUUAAUGUCAGCAAAUGACUUUUACAAAAAAGUUUUCUCAGCUAUAAGGAAUAAAAGAAUAGAAGCAUAGAAAAAAAGAUCAUAAAAGGACAGAAAUAAAAAUAUAAUAUAAUAGUCUUUGUUUCAACUACUUCAACAAUAGAGCAAUAAACUAUUAACAAUUUUUUGAAAUAAAUUAAAUUUAAUUCUAUUUAAAUGAGACAAUUUUAUAUUUAAGUUGAGUAGAAUUAAUUAUUUAUUGUUAGGAUUUCCUCACUUUCCUUUAAACACUUUAAAUAUGCUUAUAUAAUUCUUUUUUUAAAUUAUCAAUCUUAAACUUGCUUUUUUUAUGUGAAAGAAACGCCCCCUUCAAAAAUUGGAAUAAUCAAAAUAUAUUUGAAUGCUUUAUAGAUAAAAAAAAACUUUGUGUAGACAACUUAUUCAGGUAUAUAUUUUAUUUUUAUUGAUUAAUCUUUAUAUUUUAGUUAUUCAAAAAUGGAAAAUAUUAAAUUUUAUACCUAUGAUCUGUGUCAUUAAUAAUCUAAGGAGGUUUGUUCUAUCCAAUGAAAUAGGAAAUAAAAUGAAUUAUUACUUAAAA
Messenger RNA from Bactrocera dorsalis (oriental fruit fly), 1998 nucleotides. RefSeq names its product GTP-binding protein Rheb homolog (gene Rheb). The coding region runs from base 249 to 797 and encodes 182 amino acids. Gene Ontology annotation, cellular component: plasma membrane. Gene Ontology annotation, molecular function: GTP binding; GDP binding; GTPase activity. The record is from RefSeq and is a predicted model, not a curated record. Lineage: Eukaryota; Metazoa; Arthropoda; Insecta; Diptera; Tephritidae. The transcript has 5 exons. Gene Ontology annotation, biological process: small GTPase-mediated signal transduction.